AAAAACCAAAACCAGUCAGAAAGAGAUAGAAAGCGUAGAACAGAGUUCGAGAUAUUUUCCUUCAAUUUUUCGUAAUCAAAUUAUCGUUUCCGAAACAAAUGACGUGAAGGUUCUUCAAAAUUGAAUUAUUUGUAAUCCUGAAAACUUGAUUUGUGAUAGAAGAAUCAAUGGAGUGCUUUGGAGCUCGAAACAUGACGGCAACAAUGGCGGUUUUUACGUGCCCUAGAUUCACAGACUGUAAUAUCAGGCAAAAAAUUUCGUUACUAAAGCAGCGAAGAUUUACUAGUGUAUCAGCAUCGUCUUCGUUUCGUCAAAUUAAGUGCAGCGCUAAAAGCGACCGUUGUGUAGUGGAUAAACAAGGGAUUUCCGUAGCAGACGAAGAAGAUUAUGUGAAGGCCGGUGGAUCGGAGCUGUUUUUUGUUCAAAUGCAGCGGACUAAGUCCAUGGAAAGCCAGUCUAAACUUUCCGAAAAGCUCGCACAGAUACCAAUUGGAAAUUGCAUACUUGAUCUGGUUGUAAUCGGUUGUGGCCCUGCUGGCCUUGCUCUUGCUGCAGAAUCAGCCAAACUAGGGUUGAACGUUGGACUCAUUGGCCCUGAUCUUCCUUUUACAAACAAUUAUGGUGUUUGGCAGGAUGAAUUUAUAGGUCUUGGACUUGAAGGAUGCAUUGAACAUUCCUGGCAAGAUACUCUUGUAUACCUUGAUGAUGAUGCUGAUCCCAUCCGUAUAGGUCGUGCAUAUGGUAGAGUUCAUCGUGAUUUACUUCAUGAAGAGUUGUUAAGAAGGUGUGUGGAGUCAGGUGUCUCAUAUCUAAGCUCCAAAGUAGAAAGAAUCACUGAAGCUCCAAAUGGCUAUAGUCUCAUUGAAUGUGAAGGCAAUAUCACUAUUCCAUGCAGGCUUGCUACUGUUGCAUCAGGGGCAGCUUCAGGGAAAUUUCUGGAGUAUGAACUUGGGGGUCCCCGUGUUUGUGUCCAAACAGCUUAUGGUAUAGAGGUUGAGGUUGAAAACAACCCCUAUGAUCCAGAUCUAAUGGUAUUCAUGGAUUAUAGAGACUUCUCAAAACAUAAACCAGAAUCUUUAGAAGCAAAAUAUCCGACUUUCCUCUAUGUCAUGGCCAUGUCUCCAACAAAAAUAUUCUUCGAGGAAACUUGUCUAGCUUCAAGAGAAGCCAUGCCUUUCAAUCUUCUAAAGUCAAAACUCAUGUCACGAUUAAAGGCAAUGGGUAUCCGAAUAACAAGAACGUACGAAGAGGAAUGGUCGUAUAUUCCCGUGGGUGGGUCGUUACCUAAUACAGAACAAAAGAAUCUCGCAUUUGGUGCUGCAGCUAGUAUGGUGCACCCUGCCACAGGGUAUUCAGUUGUCAGAUCUUUGUCAGAAGCUCCUAAUUAUGCAGCAGUCAUUGCUAAGAUUUUAAGACAAGAUCAAUCUAAAGAGAUGAUUUCUCUUGGAAAAUACACUAACAUUUCAAAACAAGCAUGGGAAACACUGUGGCCACUUGAAAGGAAAAGACAGCGAGCCUUCUUUCUGUUCGGACUAUCACACAUCGUGCUAAUGGAUCUAGAGGGAACACGUACAUUUUUCCGUACUUUCUUUCGUUUGCCCAAAUGGAUGUGGUGGGGAUUUUUGGGAUCUUCGUUAUCAUCAACGGAUUUGAUAAUAUUUGCGCUGUAUAUGUUUGUGAUAGCACCUCACAGCUUGAGAACGGAACUGGUUAGACAUCUAAUUUCUGAUCCGACAGGGGCAACUAUGGUAAAAGCAUAUCUCACUAUAUAG
Molecule: messenger RNA, 1772 nt
Organism: Lactuca virosa
Lineage: Eukaryota; Viridiplantae; Streptophyta; Magnoliopsida; Asterales; Asteraceae
Source: the annotation of a GenBank genome assembly